UAUUGACUGCUCCAUUAAUGCAACAGGAUCUUCCCCAUCGACUUCACUUCCACGACGUCCCCGCGGCCUGCUGAAAGUAGUCCCGAUCGUACUCGAGGGCCCUGACGGCGCGUUCGAGACAACAGCGCUACUCGACGAUGGCAGCAUCUCAACGCUCAUCGACGCCGACGUAGCAGCACGCAUCGGAGCGAAGCCGACGAGUCCGGAGCGUCUUCGCAUCGAAGGUGUUAGUAAUAUGUCAACGGAACUCGACGUUCACGCAGCGGACAUCAUAGAAGCGGAGAAGAUGUUGGUUCGGCAAGCCCAGAGAGAGAGUUUCCCAGAGGAAUUGACAAACCUGCGAUCCUCGAAGCCAGUGCCCAAGGACAGUCGGAUUAAGAAACUCGCCCCUAUACUUGAUGAAGAAGGCCUCAUGCGUCAAGACACACGCAUUAUUUCCGCACCAGGAGUGAAUAACGAGACAAAAUCCCCCAUGAUUCUUGACGGCCGCCAUUACAUCUCAAGACUCAUCAUCUCUCACGAACAUCAAGCUCCUGUCUAA
Leguminivora glycinivorella is the source of this 541-nucleotide messenger RNA. RefSeq lists its product as uncharacterized. The transcript has 3 exons. The record is from RefSeq and is a predicted model, not a curated record. Bases 236 to 541 code for a protein of 101 amino acids. Lineage: Eukaryota; Metazoa; Arthropoda; Insecta; Lepidoptera; Tortricidae.